CAUUUACGAGCACUUUUAACAUUUAUUUUAUCACAAAAAAUAUUCAUCUAAACUUAAACAAAAAUUAACGUUGAUUUCUGGGCAUACGGACUGUAAAAAUCAAUCAAAUACAGCGGGGCGAAGGGGUAAAGAAAACUGUUCGAUCGAUAUCAACAGAUAUCAAAUUCAUACUUUUCAAGACCGCUUGUUGCUGCUUGUUGCUCGAAAAUAAAGCUAAGUUGUGUAGCACCGCGUCAGGGCUAAAGCGAUUAAGAUGGAUGACGAGGAAUAUUUAGAACUAUUUCAAACAGACAUUGUAGAGGGUAUAGUCGACCUCUUAAUUGUGCAGUCGGAUGUUAGUGAUUUCUCGAUUGAGCCAUCCGGUAAUCCGCUUGUAAUGGCCGCACUGACAACAAUGACGCAGUCUGAAGAGAACUGGCUGCAUGUGGUAGGAUGGUCCAUUCGAAAGGUUCCCAAGUUCGCUUUAAACGUCAUAAGAGACGUAAUUAGGGACAUGCCAUGUCCUACUGUGGAUACGGUUCACAGGUUGUUAGGCGACCUGUUAAAGCUAUCGCCGAGGCGCGCGACGAAUCCGAGCGACAAUCGCCAAGCGGAGAGGAACAUUUGCGUGGUGCUCACAUGCCUAGCAAACAAGUUGGCAGGGAGAGCAAGUACACAAAUAUUCACACGGAAUGUUUGCGACUAUCUUUUCGAGUUCUUUCUAAUGCGUCGAAAAUCGCGCCAAUUAUUGAUGGCUUUGCUUACAUUGGAAAAGUUCGCUGUUGUACACGAAACCAAAACUAUCAUCGUAAAAAAAUUUUCGCAACUAGAGAGAAACCCUUUAUUCGAUCUGUUGGAGUACGAUAAAUCCGAAGAAAACUAUCCGCGUCAAAUCGGAUUUUGCGCCCGAUGGGCUUUGGAUAACGUUUUUCCAGUGACCAGGCGCCAGCCAUCUUACUUAACUGUUGAUAUGAGUCGCAUAAAUGUGAUUUUCAACCAAAAUACCCAAAAAUUUAUGAAAAUCUCUCCCGAUGGAUUGGAACUCCGUUGUGACACGGAGGAUUUUGGAAGUCUGCGUGCGACAUGCGGAGUGACCCAUGGGACUUAUUACUUUGAAGUUCUCUUGAUAACGGGAGGUCCGAUGCGCAUUGGACUUGUUACGUCGCUGUCUCCAAUGACCGAUACUUAUGCCAUUGGAAAGGACGAUACUUCGUUUGGUUACGACGGCAGCACCAGGUGCCUUUGGAACAAGGGUGUUUCCCGCGACUUGUUUGGGAUACAUACUUGGCAACCUGGCUAUGUUAUUGGCUUUCUUGUGAAUACCGUCAAGAAGAGGAUUUAUUUUGUUCAAAACAAGUCAACCGUGAUCGUAUCUUUGCCUGAAUUCUUCAGUAAUCCUCAGGGCAACAAAAAAUACUACCCGGCAGUAACCAUGGCCCCGUACGUACAGUGCCGUUUCAAUUUCGGCUCCGAACCAUUUUGCUACCGUUCGCCGGAAAGGGGCCCAUACUCGACUUUCAAUGAAGUCGGUAGCCUCACCCCCGAAGAAAAGAUGGUGAAACCAAGGAACGAAUUCCAAUCGGAGAACUCCGUCUAUAAUGAGGACGCCAACGCGUGCGAAAUCUGCUACGAUAAUAACGCUAACUCAAAACUGCUUCCGUGUGGCCAUGACACGUUCUGCCGUGAAUGCACGUCGAAAUGCAAAGCGUGCCCCAUUUGUCGCGACGCGAUCACCGAGCGCGUCUAAGAUGUAUCUCAUUUUGACUUUUAAUUUUAUGUGUUUUUAAAUCAUUUUUUUUAUUUCACCAAAUAUAUUUGUUAUUUAGUUAUUUACAA
This is a messenger RNA of Papilio xuthus (Asian swallowtail), 1815 nucleotides long. RefSeq names its product RING finger and SPRY domain-containing protein 1-like. The transcript has 10 exons. The record is from RefSeq and is a predicted model, not a curated record. Bases 254 to 1726 code for a protein of 490 amino acids. Gene Ontology annotation, cellular component: cytoplasm. Gene Ontology annotation, molecular function: protein binding; ubiquitin-protein transferase activity. NCBI's taxonomy places the organism in Eukaryota, Metazoa, Arthropoda, Insecta, Lepidoptera, Papilionidae.